AUCCAGAUAGAGUUUCCUAGUAAAAAAAUGUAAGCCUGCGUUUAAACUUUUAAAUAUUGUCACGCAUAUAAUCCCAUUGUCCGACUCCUAAUGACAAGUCUCCAACCAUGACCAUAUGGAAAGAUAUGGUGUUAUUGGUGAUGUUCUUGCUGUUUGUAGUCCAACAAAUAUGUGCUAGGAAUGAGCAAGAACACGCCAGUGAUUGUCUCCCUUCUUCCUGUGGGAAAAUCGCAAACAUAAGUCGACCAUUUAGAUUGAAAGGUGACCCGGUACAUUGCGGCGACAGAAGGUAUGAACUGAGUUGUGAAAAUAAUAUUACAGUGUUAAAUUUGUAUUCGAGAAAAUAUCAUGUGCAGGCAAUCAACUACAUUAAUUUCACACUCCGGGUGGUUGAUCCGGGAGUUGAAGAACAAAGUUGCUCCUCCCUUCCUCGCUAUUUCUUGUCUCGAUCCAAUUUCAGUGAUGCUUAUCAUGCUGGCGAUAUGGAUCCAUACCGAGCCACCCUAGACCAAUUCUCUGAGGUUGGUCCUCACCGGAAGAGUCUUUUCCAGCACAUAAUAUACUUGAAUUGCAGCCAUCCAGUGAGUGAGAAUUAUAAGUACGUGAAUACUACUCCGUGUGUUAAGUGGGAGUCGAAAGGGUAUAUGUAUGCCAUUGCUGGCGACUUAACAUCAGCGGACUUUGAAGUUGGUUGUCGUAUAAAGCUGCUUUCUCCGACGUCGUGGUGGGGUUUGGACGCAAAUAAAUCUUCCUACACUAUGAUGAACUCAGCGCUACUUUAUGGAUUUGAGAUUUCGUGGAAAAAUUUCGCCUGUGAGGAUCAAUGUCACUCACCAUAUGGCGACUGCUAUUUCGACUCUUCCACCCUCAAGCUUCGAUGUUUCCCCUACUGCAACGAUAUAUUCGGAGUACUGGAAACCAAAUGUGGUACCGGGAUAUGGUUACAGGUGCUUGCUUAUCCAGCAUAUUUUCUGAAUAACAUUUAUGCAGCACUGCUUGAAGCAAUACAAGGAAACCAAAGAUUUGAUGAAAAUCUCUAUCUUGAACCAGCAUCGUUCAUUAUAGGACACUAUGUUCUACCAGUAUUUUUGUUAGUGAGAUUUUCGUUGGGGGUGACAUUACUUAUUAUGCUUUUGACAUACAAGUGGCGGAAAAGGCAUUCUUCAAUAUAUGAAAAUAUUGAAAAUUAUCUAGAACACAAUGAAUUGGUGCCUAUUAGAUACUCAUACACCGAAAUCAAGAAGAUGGUUAGAGGUUUUAAAGAAAAAUUAGGUCAAGGAGGCUAUGGUUCUGUAUUUAAGGGAAAGUUAUCUUCUGGAACUUGUGUUGCAAUAAAAGUGUUAGGUAAAUCAAAAGGUGAUGGACAUGAUUUUAUAAGUGAAGUUGCUACCAUUGGAAGAAUACAUCAUCAAAAUGUAGUACAUUUAAUUGGAUUUUGUGUUGAGGGUUCAAGACGUGCUCUUGUUUAUGAAUUCAUGUCCAAUGGAUCUCUUGAUAAAAUUCUUUUUUCUAAAGAUAGAAAUAUAGAUUUCGGAUAUGACAAAAUAUAUAAUAUAGCAAUUGGGGUAGCACGUGGAAUUGCUUAUCUCCACCAUGGAUGUGAGAUGCAAAUUUUGCAUUUUGAUAUAAAGCCCCAUAAUAUUCUACUAGACGAUAAUUUCAAUCCCAAGGUUUCUGAUUUUGGAUUGGCAAAGUUAUAUCCGAUGGAUAAUAGCAUUGUCACCAUGACUGUAGUGGGAGGGACAAUUGGAUAUAUGGCUCCAGAAUUAUUUUAUAAAAACAUUGGAAGAAUAUCUUAUAAGUCUGAUGUUUAUAGUUUUGGAAUGCUUUUGAUGGAAAUGGCAAGCAAAAGGAAAAACUUAAAUCCCCACGCAGAGCAUUCAAGUCAAGUUUACUUUCCAUCUUGGGUUUAUGAAAACAUUAAAGAAGAGAAAGAUAUAGAAAUGGAAGAUAUCACUGAGGAGGAAAAGAAAAUAGCAAAGAAGAUGAUUAUAGUUGCAAUUUGGUGUAUACAAAUGAAUCCAAAUGAUCGUCCUUCCAUGAACAAAGUAGUGGAAAUGCUUGAAGGAGAUAUGGAAAACCUAAAAAUCCCUCCAAAAUUUUCUUUAUAUCCAUAUGAAGUCACAGAAAAUUUCAAACACACAAUAGCAAGUGAAUUUACUAGUUAUUCUAGUUCCUCUAUGAAAAUUGCAACUAACAAAUAAUGUUGGAUUAUGUACCAUGGUUAUUUGAUUUCAUCCACCUUAUUAUGUACAUUUGUCCUAUAGUUAAUCAUUUGUAUACAUUACCCUCCCUUUCAAAGUUUAAAA
Molecule: messenger RNA, 2309 nt
Organism: Vigna unguiculata (cowpea)
Lineage: Eukaryota; Viridiplantae; Streptophyta; Magnoliopsida; Fabales; Fabaceae
Product: LEAF RUST 10 DISEASE-RESISTANCE LOCUS RECEPTOR-LIKE PROTEIN KINASE-like 2.1
Biological process (GO): protein phosphorylation
Molecular function (GO): ATP binding; polysaccharide binding; protein kinase activity
Source: RefSeq, a predicted model, not a curated record